Suillus subaureus is the source of this 483-nucleotide messenger RNA. RefSeq lists its product as uncharacterized. Lineage: Eukaryota; Fungi; Basidiomycota; Agaricomycetes; Boletales; Suillaceae. Gene Ontology annotation, biological process: tRNA 5'-leader removal. The coding region runs from base 1 to 483 and encodes 160 amino acids. The transcript has 5 exons. The record is from RefSeq and is a predicted model, not a curated record. Gene Ontology annotation, cellular component: ribonuclease P complex. Gene Ontology annotation, molecular function: ribonuclease P RNA binding.
AUGGUUCGGUUCAAGAAUCGCUGGCUCCUUGUCGAAUUUGUUGACACGUCUACUGCGGAUGUCUCCACUGGAAAUGAGCCUCUAAGUACGCGGUCUCUGGACGGGAGGUUGAUCUACAACGCUCUCCGUGAUAGUGUCGUGACAAACUUUGGCGACACUGGAUGGGGAGCAGUGGGGAUGUCGUUGACCGUCAAGUAUUUUUCACCGACCACCAACCUUUGUAUUAUUCGUGUCGCACGAGAUCAUCAUCGAAUUGCAUGGGGUGCGGUCACGCUUCUCACUAGCAUCCACGAUGUCAGGAUCAUCCCGCGUGUUAUUCAUGUCUCAGGUACCAUCAAACAUGCGCAACUCUCGGCAAUCGCACACAACCGAGAAGUUAUUGCGCGGUUUCGCACUAAACUCAAAAAUGCCGCACUCCAUCAUGACUCAUAUGAUGACUAUCUCGCGCGAAGUACUCGUGAGAUUGAGGCUUUGCAGGACUGA